AUGUCCACCACCAUCACCGUCGAGGAGCUCCCCAACCUCCUCGCCAACGACAUCAAAGUCAAGGUCGCCGGCAUUGACUGCGAUGGCAUCCUGCGGGGCAAGGUCAUGGCUAAGGAAAAGUUCCUGGGCAUCGCGCAGAAGGGAUUCGGCUUCAGCUCUGCUGUCUUCGGCUGGGACAUGCAGGACAUGCUGUACACGACCGAUGCGCGCAUUGCCCCGGCCGACUCCGGGUACGUCGAUUUUCUCGCCGUGCCUGAUCUGAAUACCUUCCGUCGCAUUCCCUGGGAGGACAAUAUCCCGUUCUUCCUGGUGCACUUUGUGCAGAAUGGGGAGCCUGUAUCGGCCGACGGGCGGAAUAUGCUCCGGUCGAUAUGCGAUAAGCUCGCAGCCGCCAAUUGCAAGGGAAUGGCGGGUGUUGAGCUGGAGUUCAUGAAUUUCCAGACUCCCUCCGAAGACGGGUACGGCGCUGGCUCGCAGACCCCCGAUAUCUGCGCGUUCCUCGAUAAGAACGCCCCUGGCGCCCUCCGGCCAAUCACGGGGGGUAGUUUCUCCUACAGCGCUCUGCGCACUGUGCCCUACAAGAAGUUCUUCUACGACAUCUUCGACAGAUGCGCCGACUUUAACUGUGCCGUUGAAGGCUGGCACACGGAAGGCGGGCCAGGUGUCUACGAAGCGGCCCUGAAAGUCUGCGAAGUGAGCGAAAUGGCCGACCGCACCGCCCUCUUCAAACUCCUCGCCAAAUCCGUCGGCAUCGAACACAACAUCACCCCCUGCUUCAUGGCGAAGCCCAUGCACGGGCAACCCGGCAGCUCCGGCCACAUCCACGUCUCGCUCACCGACAGCGCCGGCGCGAACCUCUUCGCACGCUCCACACCCGACACAAACGCGCCCUGGCCCGACGCCGCAAGCCUCUCCGACCUGGGCCGCCAAUUCCUCGCCGGCCUGCUGCAGGCCCUGCCGGACAUCAUGCCGCUGUUCGCGCCAACGAUCAACUCGUACAAGCGGCUGGUCGAGAACUUCUGGGCGCCCGUCAAUAUCAGCUGGGGGCUGGAGGACCGCAUGGCGUCGAUCCGGAUUAUUACGCCGCCGGUGUGCAAGCCCGGCGCCACGCGGUUUGAGGUGCGCAUUCCCGGCGCCGACCUGCACCCGCACUAUGCGCUGAGUGUCAUUCUUGCGGCGGGGUGGCGCGGGGUGACGAAGAAGAUGGAGAUUGGGGUGCCGCCGGUGUCGGCGAUGAAGGGGUCCGGGCAGAAGCCGGAGAUGCUCCCGAAUACGCUGGAGAGCGCGCUGGCGCGGUUCAGCGCGAAGGGGAGUAUUGCCAGGGAGUUAUUGGGGGAUGAGUUUGUGGAGUUCUUUACGGCGACGAGGGAGCAUGAGCUUCGGUUGUGGAGAGAGGCUGUUACGGAUUGGUAA
Molecule: messenger RNA, 1413 nt
Organism: Aspergillus terreus NIH2624
Lineage: Eukaryota; Fungi; Ascomycota; Eurotiomycetes; Eurotiales; Aspergillaceae
Product: glutamine synthetase family protein
Exons: 4
Coding region: 1-1413 (470 amino acids)
Molecular function (GO): glutamine synthetase activity
Source: RefSeq, a predicted model, not a curated record